Messenger RNA from Malassezia restricta, 3303 nucleotides. RefSeq names its product exportin-4. The record is from RefSeq and is a predicted model, not a curated record. Gene Ontology annotation, biological process: protein export from nucleus. Bases 1 to 3303 code for a protein of 1100 amino acids. NCBI's taxonomy places the organism in Eukaryota, Fungi, Basidiomycota, Malasseziomycetes, Malasseziales, Malasseziaceae. Gene Ontology annotation, cellular component: nuclear pore; cytoplasm. Gene Ontology annotation, molecular function: nuclear export signal receptor activity. The transcript has a single exon.
AUGGCCACAUUGGCGCCCGCUGAGCGUCAUGAGGAUCUCACCGACAUAUGCCAGCAGGUCGAACUGGCCUGUGUGCACAUUGGCUCAUUAGAUGAGACUGAGCGUACCAAGGCCUCUGACAUUCUACUAGCCUUGCCACAAUCGCCUUGUCUUGUGGACGUGGUGCGCUAUCUUCUUACACAGUCGACGCAGGAUGCCGUGCAUUUUCACGUGCUGGGGGCUUUCCUCACGGGUAUCGCACACGUGGACGACUUGCUUCAGCUAGAAGGAGUGUGUGAAUGGCUCUUGCAGCGAGCGACACACCAUGCAUCACCAGCGUACGUACGCGCGCGGUACGUGCGUGCGAUCGUGAUCCUAAGUUUGCGCAUGACCGGUCUGUCUACUCGGACGACGCCUAAUAGCACCCCCCUUCUCACACUCGGCAAGCAUGCGCAGUCCCUCUUGCGCACGCAUGACAUCAUCGGCUGGGCCUUAGCCAGUGCAUUGGCACACGAAUUUCUUGACCAGGACGAGGACCGAACGAGUGCGGGUCUCCGUGAAAAUGAGUUUGUGUGGUGUGCGGCUCUGGUCCAGGUGGCCGUGAUACCCGAUCUGGUACCGGUUCUGCUCUCUUCGUUCCACGCUACGGGCCCUUCCUCGCCUGUGUGGCCUAUCGCAGCCGACUGUGUCCAGGCAUGGCUGGGCUGGCGCUGUGUGUCGCUACCAGAUACGCCAUCUUCACACGCAGAACUGUGGACCUAUGUGCGUGACACGCCGCCUGAGCCACCGCUGCCUGGCGUAACGCUGCGCGUCUCGCCGCCUCUCGCGCCGCUUUACCUCCAUCCUGACGUGGCUACGGUACUGGGCCAUGCGGCGCGACAAGCUCCCUCCCCUGUACCGACGGCCUGCUACGAAGCCAUGCUGCAUGUGGCCAACUACCGCCCAUGGAGCAAGGAAGUGGCUGGCACAUGGCCUGAGCAGCGUGCUGCCCUUCUUCACGUACUGAUGGACUUGACCGAGAUGCCCAAUGCGUCUGACGACGACAUCGCAGCGCUCCAGCGAGUAACGCACAUCUAUACCCAGCUCAUGUACACCGAUAGCGGGUGUGUCUUGAUGCAAGGCGCCGUGUCAGCGCCCAUGCUCCUCGAAGCUUUGGUACGCGUCAGCACAGUGUGUCUCCACGUGGCAUUUGACCGCGUGCCACGCGGCUCUCAGGCCACGGAGGCCAGUGAUGCGGCGGUGGAUCAGGCCUUGGCACUGUGGCGUUCGCUCUUAUGUGCUUUGCCUGAGUCUGAUGCUGCGCACGUCCACUCCUACGUACGUGAGCAUGUCGUGCUGCCGUACCAGGCUGGACGCCUCCAUGCGGCUGCCCUCACGGCCGAGCUCGAUGCGGACGACUUGUGGGGCGAAGAGGAUGCUCAGGAUGCUGACUUGUACGACGACCAGCUGACACUGUAUGCUACACUGGCUCGGACUUGCGUGCGUGAGGCCCUCGCGCAUCUUUCUUCUAUCGUGCAGCAGCCGGCUAUGCGUGACAUCGUCCAGAUGCGGCCGGCGACGUGGGAGCAGUGGCACUGGCUGGCUCUCAUGCUCGGCCACUUGGUCGCCGAUGCAGGCGAAGGCGAGAUCGCGAGCGUGCCUGAAGCUCUGCGUGAUGCGCCCGCUGAUGCACUGUUACGCGAGUGCUUUGCAUGGCAAGGCGUACUAGCUAUGCAUGGACCGCAUGGCAGUGCUACGCCAGCGAGUCCUCAGACUCUCGCUUCGCUCUUAUGGCUUAUGGCGCGCUGGGUGCCUGCGUAUCUUCUGCAAGAGAAUCCGAGUCCUGUCGAGAGGCCGUUCGCAGGCGACGGCGGUCUGCAUAUACUCGACGAGUGGGCUGGAUGCUGUCAUCGUUUGGUACAGUCGUGGAGCAACGAUGCGCAGGUGCUUAUAGCUAUGGCGCACGUUUGGGAUGCCUUGGCACGGUCGCCUGGUGCGAUGCGCGUAUGGCUUGCCAAGGACCAAGUGUAUGCACUUGUGCGUGACGACAUGCUUGGAUCACUCGAGGCGCUUCCUGAUACCGUCCAAGCGCCGUUGCUGCGGGCCGUCGUUCGAUGCGUCGAUGCGACACGCGAUGGACCACAAGCGUCGGCAGAACAUGUGCGCUCGCUGUACUACCCCUUGAUCGUACAAGCUGCCCAGGCGCGCAUGAAUGCGGCGGCACUCGCGCCAUCGCCGCUAUCGAUCCAGUCGGCGCUGGCCUUGUGGUGUGCUUUGGCCGAGGCAGCUGAUCCCAGCACGAGUGGACUGGUGCAUGUGCAUUUGUGCACGCAACUGCCCGCCAUGACGGCGUUGGUAUCACAUCAAGCUGCGCAGGCAGACGUCCAAAUCACGGCGAUGCAGGCGAUGCAUGCGUUGCUGAGAGCUGCCCCUGAUCUUGACGCAGCUGUGCUACCGGACUUGGCGCGGUAUACGUUCGUGCUUCUCGAGUCGGCACACGCGUGUCUUGGCAACGUACGUGAUGCGGACGCGACGCAAGAGAGCGUCAUAGUGACCUACUUGCACGUCGUGGAGGAGCUCGUGCGGGCCUGUACGGAGGCGCCGAUGCUCCAUACGUGGUGCCUUCGUGCGCUUGAGAUCAUGGCACCUGUGCUCUCUCUCGAUGUUCUGCGCAUCCCUUCGAUCAGCGAGGCAUUAGCGACGCUGAUCCACGCCAUGCUGAUCAUUCUGAGGCCGGCGCUUUUCGCAUCAGCAGAAGGCGCCGAGGCCGUGCCUAAUCUCGCUGCUCCCUUUGAUGAGCCGUGUUUCACUCGCAUGCCGGCAUUCCAGCUCGUGGUGCGCGCAUCCUUGUAUCUUAUCGGCACGUGUGAUGCACGCACGGAGAGCGUGGCGAGCGCCGUCGCACAGGGCCUGGGCUAUGUGGCCGAGGGCUUGCCAUCCCUGACGCGUCCGUGCCCCGCGGUCCAGGUCGUGAUGGACGAUGCGAUUCGACAAUUGUGCCUGCUCGUCUUUCUCCGACCCAUGCAGCCAGCGAUGCUGACGCCACUCAUUCUCGCAUUGCGCCGUACGGUCCUGAGUCGACUAGAUGCACAUGCGCUCGGUGGCGCAGAGACGCUCCUCCCUUCCCUGGCUGCGUCAUGCCAUACUCCGGCGUAUCGCGCCGCUGUAGAGCAGGCCAUGCAGCACGUGUGGGAAAGUCGCGCUCCCCCGCCUGUGCCUGCUCCGACACCCGUGAUGACAGCACGCAUGCAAGCCAAGGCCGAGCAGGCCGCAGCCCUCGCGCUGAACCGCACGCUGCGCCCCUUGGUCCAACACGCACGGCAAACAUUGCGACUCCAUACCUAG